AUGCCUAAUUGUUCGACAAGUCGAUCUUACUCCCCAUUAAGGCUCGCUUCCGCUUCACCUUCUCGCAGCCGCCGCCACUUUUCCCCUUCAUCUGACACCAAUGCCUCCGAGUCGUCGGAAAACGUUACAAAACGUCGCCGAACCAUGCAUGAACCUCCAUCAUCACCGACGCAUUCAAUUGAAGAACACAACCGGUCCUAUUUGUCACAUUCUACUGAAUUAAUAGACGAAGACGGAAAUACCGUACCCUUUUCCCUGUUAGAGACGGAGAAUCCCGCUAGUCAAGCCAGUAGCACCGGUGCGACUAUUGCAACCAUUGGCGGUAGCACAUUGGACACACUAGACGCCGCUUCAGAUGUCACCAAUUGCUCAGUGGAUACAGCGUGCAACGCUCAUUUGGACAUAGCUAGGGGCUACCGUUCAGCGCUGAUGUCGGUUAGUGUCGUAUCAAUCACCCUUUGCUGCUUCUUUUGUAUUCUCAACUAG
Messenger RNA from Dicrocoelium dendriticum, 486 nucleotides. Lineage: Eukaryota; Metazoa; Platyhelminthes; Trematoda; Plagiorchiida; Dicrocoeliidae. The record is from the annotation of a GenBank genome assembly.